Messenger RNA from Trypanosoma theileri, 2262 nucleotides. RefSeq lists its product as uncharacterized. The transcript has a single exon. Bases 1 to 2262 code for a protein of 753 amino acids. The record is from RefSeq and is a predicted model, not a curated record. Lineage: Eukaryota; Euglenozoa; Kinetoplastea; Trypanosomatida; Trypanosomatidae.
AUGCUAUUGCCGAGACGGCAAUUCUGCGCUGUGGGGAUGUAUGCCAGUUGCCGUCUCCACUCUCUGAUGCUCUGCCCGAAGCAGCAUCAGCGGUGUUCGUACCAUCAUUCACACCGUUCCCCUGUUGUCUGUCGUGGCGUUGGGGAAUGCCAGCAACACAUUCGUUUGUUGCGGCAGGAGAUGGGCGGGGCUCGCACGCUGUUGGCGGUGCACGAGGCGGCCGUGCGGUUUGUGGCGGCGGUGCACACGACGGUUCUUUUCCCGCGGGACGUUGUGGGCGGCGUGGAGGACUUCGCCGCUCGACUCGCGCGGGCCCACGCGGAGUUAACUGCCGUCGAGGAGUUCGGCGCGUGGCUGCAGGCCGCCGUGCCGCCCACCGCGGAGUUCAUCUCCGCCGCGGAACUCACGCGGCUCGUCUUGUCGUUUGGACGAUACCACCGCGGAGUGCGUUGGGGCGGCGAGUGGCAUCGCGGUGGCUAUCUGCUGCAUCCAUGGCACAAUACUUAUUGCCCCGCCACACACGCCGAACAGAUGCCAUAUGUACACUUGCUACAAUGGAUGCUGCACACAAAGCCUCGCAGACAUAACACCAGUCAACACAUUAAUACAAAUAAUGAAGAUACUAAUGAUUGCGGUGGUCUUCUUAAUGAACCGUUCUCCUCACGAGAUGAGGCAAUGCGGAUAUGGAAUGCCUUAGAGACCUUUACCCCACCAUCAUGGAAGAAUGCUGCGUCUACGGGUAGUAACACGGGAUUUACGGCACUUGACUGUGGUUGUCAUAGUGGGUAUAUGACAGAUCUUCUUUUAAAAGCUGGGGCUCAUCAUAUAGUGGGUGUUGAUGUCUCAAAACAUACACUUGGAAGUGCAGAGGCGACAGUACACGAACACUUACAGGAGCGGCGUAGUACGGGUCAUGUAGCCAAACGAGUACAUUUUAUGCGUUGUGAUAUUUUACCCGAGUGGGAGACUGUAGCACCAAAGGAAAACGGGGGUACUCCAUUGAAAGAGAGUGUCUUGACUGUUGCUGCUAAACGUCGUCGACGUGAAGCAAGACAGCACAACAUCGCCGUUGAUCCGGAUUCUGUGGAAAAGGAAAAAAAUUUUGAUCCUGUUGAUUUUCUCGUUUUCCACCCACCAGCAAAACCCCUCUUUCCUUCAUGGCCUUCUUUGGAGGAUGCAUUUAACUCUAGGGAUUUUGCGGGAAGUGAUUUAGGGAUAUCACAUCCACAUUCUUCUUUGCCAGUUUUACGUGAAAUACUGCAACAGCUUCUAUUUGUUUCUUCAAAUGAAAUGGAUAAUAGUUCCUCACGACAGCAUCGACGAAAAAUACCAUUAAUAAAGGAAGGUGGAUACGUUGCUUUUAUUCUACCUCGAACCUUUGAUCCGAAGUCUAUCUUGGAAUAUACUUCAUUAGAACCUCUAUUGGAUAGUGGUGGUUUUGGUGUUACCCCAGUAAUGCCUCUUGGGGAUGUUGUUGUUACGACUUUGGAGGGAUCGUAUGAGUUGGUACUACGUCGGCGCUAUUCACUUAAAGAAAUGCUUGAUGAUUCUGAAGCAACACAUCGCCAGGAUAUGAGAUACAUUCGCGCAUUUGCCCAUCCACAGUUUCAUAAGCGUAUAGAGCGUGAAUUACAGGAUUUUUACAAGGUACAUCAGAUGAUAGAUCUUCUUGUACUACGUAAGAAGAAAUUAAGCAAAAAUACCGAUACUUUCUAUAAUGGGGAUCACAACAAUGUUAAUGAAAAAAGUCAUUCUAAUAAUGGUAGAACAACUGAGCCUCUUCAAUAUGAAGAGAGUUUUGAGUUUACUGAGUAUAUUCCAGCAAAUGCACCUUCUCCAGCACAUCACUGGACAGAGGUUACCCCUUCAUAUUCCUAUCUAGAAGAAGAAUUUUUUGGUGGUAAUAAGGUGAUAACAGCAUCAGGAUUAGAAAAAGGUACAAUAUCAACGCCAGGAGUUACACAUGAACAAAAUUUUUUGGCUGUUGGUCAUACCAUCCCUCCUAUGAGACGUAAUAAUUUGCACGGUGAUGAUGAGUUGAGUCAGUCCGAACUGCAUACGGUACGACGAAAUUUACAAAAUUACCGUAAUCUGUUUGCUAAAGAGCUAAAGGAGAAACGAUCAGGUCGUCUGCGUAAGAUGGCAUUACAACCAUUGGAUAAACAAGAAUGGUAUAUUGAUGAGAAAUUAGUCAAGUCAGAGUCAGCGAAGGUUGACUUGAUGAAUGAGUUAUCGCGGUUCGAUAUGCAGGAUUGGGAUUGA